GCCUGCUCGCCGCGCCGCGCCCCGGCCUCCAGCCGCUGGGAAGCGAUGCGGGAGGAGCAUCAGCCCUACAAGAAACGCACCGUCAGUGAGCUGUACCUGCGGCCACCGUUUCACGUCCCGUCUCCUUCUGGCCCCUUUACUCUUGCUCAACCAGUGACCGUGUUGCCUGCUUUGGGUAGUCCAGUUAGGCCUCCUGAUGCCCGGAAAACUCCUGUUCUUUGUCAUGUUGUUUGUGUAUCCUCUUAGACUCUUUUGAAGGACCCCAAGCUAUCCAGUGUUGUUAUGAACCCUCAUACCAAGAGCGCAGUUAAGCAAAAAGCCGUGAAUGAUGCUUUAGCAAAAGAGAAGAUGUCCCCUAUUACUGUCAACCUGAUGAAUUUGCUUGCUGAAAACGGCCGGUUGCGGUACACUCCAGACAUUGUUUCUGCGUUUGGGAAGAUCAUGAGCGCGUACCGAGGAGAAGUGCUGUGUACAGUCACCACUGCACAGCCCUUGGAUGAUGCCAGCCUUACUGAGCUAAAAAGUGCUCUGAGUGGAUUCUUGGCUAAGGGAGAGGUCUUAAAGCUGGAGACCAAGACUGAUCCGUCAAUCCUUGGUGGCAUGAUUGUCAAUAUUGGGGAGAAGUACGUGGACAUGUCAACGAGGUCAAAGAUCCAGAAACUCACCAAAAUCAUGAGAGAGACUGUCUAGCGAGCUGUCCGCGCCAUUCAAGGGUGUGAAGCCUGUCAGAUGGAAACAAUAAAAUUAUUUCUUCCCGA
Egretta garzetta (little egret) is the source of this 758-nucleotide messenger RNA. RefSeq names its product ATP synthase peripheral stalk subunit OSCP (gene ATP5PO). Gene Ontology annotation, cellular component: membrane. Gene Ontology annotation, biological process: proton motive force-driven mitochondrial ATP synthesis. NCBI's taxonomy places the organism in Eukaryota, Metazoa, Chordata, Aves, Pelecaniformes, Ardeidae. Bases 283 to 690 code for a protein of 135 amino acids. Gene Ontology annotation, molecular function: proton-transporting ATP synthase activity, rotational mechanism. The record is from RefSeq and is a predicted model, not a curated record. The transcript has 4 exons.